Molecule: messenger RNA, 727 nt
Organism: Antechinus flavipes (yellow-footed antechinus)
Lineage: Eukaryota; Metazoa; Chordata; Mammalia; Dasyuromorphia; Dasyuridae
Product: dynamin-1-like protein
Exons: 3
Coding region: 190-573 (127 amino acids)
Biological process (GO): mitochondrial fission
Cellular component (GO): cytoplasm; membrane; mitochondrion
Molecular function (GO): GTP binding; microtubule binding; GTPase activity
Source: RefSeq, a predicted model, not a curated record
AGAGAGGGAGGGAAUUGGAAACCGAAAGUGCACCCAUAAAAAGGUGGUCCUAGGGGAGCACCUUCUCACUGUCCCCCUCAAAGAAGGGGAGAUUCUUGUAGUUCCGAGUGUGGCGCUGACACUGCUCCUCCAGAGACGGCCAUUAGGACCCUGGCACACAGAUUCCCCGGCCUCAUGUUGCUUUAGGACAUGCUUCCUCUUAUUGGCACCCCCUUUUCCUCCUGUGUUUCCCCCCCACCCCAGCCUUUGCAUUCAGCUUCCAGAAAGCUGAGUCAAAGAGAGCAGCGAGACUGCGAGAUAAUCCGCAGACUUCUCCAGUCCUACUUCCUUAUCGUCCGGAAGAACAUCCAGGACAGUGUCCCUAAAACUGUCAUGCACUUCCUGGUGAACUAUGUCAAAGAGCACCUGCAGAGUGAACUGGUGGGACAGCUGUACAAGGCCCAGCUCCUGGAGGGGCUGCUGACUGAGUCCCAAAACAUGGCGCAACAGCGCAACGAGGCCGCUUCCAUGCUCAAGGCCCUCCGGCAGGCCAACCAGACCAUCUCGGAGAUCCGAGAGACUCAGCUCUGGUGAAUGGCACGCCCCGUGCCCGCUGCCCUCAGUCUGCCGUACCCUUGGGGGUAGAGCUGCCAGCUGAGGGUUUUGCCAACCUCAGGCCACACUCGGCUGUUUCUCUCCUACCUGUCCGUUCUGUAUAUUUUCUUCAUGAUCCAGUUUAACAAUUCUG